Messenger RNA from Hemisphaericaspora subhashii, 1236 nucleotides. RefSeq names its product amino acid transporter. The transcript has a single exon. Gene Ontology annotation, biological process: regulation of intracellular pH. Gene Ontology annotation, cellular component: membrane; vacuole. NCBI's taxonomy places the organism in Eukaryota, Fungi, Ascomycota, Pichiomycetes, Serinales, Debaryomycetaceae. The record is from RefSeq and is a predicted model, not a curated record. Bases 1 to 1236 code for a protein of 411 amino acids.
AUGAGAUCUCUAACAGAAUCUCAAAGAAUAUUCAUUUGUUUCUUUGUAUUUGGACUUCUAAACAAUAUCCUAUAUGUCAUCAUCUUAUCAGCAGCUAUAGAUCUAGUAGGAUCAGCUACUCCAAAGGCAGUGGUAUUAUUAGCUGACAUUUUACCAGCAUUGACAAUCAAAUUAAUUGCACCAUUCUUCAUACAUCUCAUUCCAUAUAUCAGUCGAAUAUGGACAUUGGUUGGAUUAUCUACUACUGGUAUGAUAUUGAUCUCCCUUAGUUCUUCCGGAUCUAUUGGUACCAAAUUAUUUGGGAUUAUACUUGCAUCAUUAUCUUGUGGUUUGGGUGAACUUAGUUUUUUGCAAUUGACACAUUAUUACGACGAGAGACAAUCAAUUGGAGGGUUUUCAACUGGGACUGGUGGUGCUGGUUUAUUUGGAAGUUUUCUUUUUAUGUUGUUGACUAAUGUUAUGGGAAUACCUGUUUGGAUUGUAUUGUUGAUGUUUGCAAUUGUUCCACUGGGGUUUGCCGGGAUAUAUUUCUACUACCUACCAGAGCAAGGGCAAGGCAUUGAAUAUGAAGAGAUUGUCCAGGAACUUACUGACGAUGAAGAAGAUGAGAUUGUAAUUGAAAUGAAUUCAAAGUAUAAUGUUCAAUAUAUGAUUACUCACAUAUGGACUACAAUUAAUGAAAUCAAACCACUUGUGAUACCUUAUAUGAUUCCUUUAAUGACUGUGUAUUUUUCCGAAUAUCUUAUCAAUCAAGGGAUCUCUCCCACUUUGUUAUUCCCUUUGGAAGAAUUACCACGAUGGUUAUUCUCAAGCUAUAGAGACAUUUAUGUCGUUUAUGGUUUCUUAUAUCAACUAGGAGUAUUCAUAUCUCGAUCGUCGAUUUCAUUUGGAAUUCGUGUUCGACAUCUAGGUAAAUUAUCAAUAUUACAGUUCAUAAACGUAUUGAUUACCCUAUGUCAAUCCCUAUAUGAUUUACCAUUUGGAAAUAUUUGGCUCAUGGUAAUCCUAAUAUUCUUCGAGGGGCUAUUAGGAGGUCUUUCUUAUGUCAAUACGUUUGUAUCAGUUAGUGAACAGGUUCCCAAACUGAAAAGAGAGUUUAGUAUGGGAUGUGUAAGUAUUAGCGAUGGCAUUGGCAUUGUUUUAGCAGGUUGUGUAAGUUUAUGGUUAGAAAGAGCUUUAUGUAGACAGCAAGUCAGCCGGGAUAGGGACUGGUGUCUCACUGGUGGUUCUCUAUAA